Messenger RNA from Paecilomyces variotii, 1668 nucleotides. RefSeq names its product putative 2-methylcitrate dehydratase. Gene Ontology annotation, molecular function: 2 iron, 2 sulfur cluster binding; 2-methylcitrate dehydratase activity. Bases 1 to 1668 code for a protein of 555 amino acids. Gene Ontology annotation, cellular component: mitochondrion. The transcript is spliced from 4 exons. The record is from RefSeq and is a predicted model, not a curated record. Lineage: Eukaryota; Fungi; Ascomycota; Eurotiomycetes; Eurotiales; Thermoascaceae.
AUGUCUGCCUCCGGUUCAGCAUUGAGACGGCUGACCCACAGGUCCCCCCGCACUUUGGGCACAUCCCGCAUCGCCUCGUUGUCGAGCUCGCGCGCUGGAGCUGCUUCAAUUCUUUGCAACAACCGCACAACCACUCUUACGUCUUCGAGAGUCCAGCGAUUCUCCAGCAUGGCUUCCAAGCAGUAUGCCGCAGCGGCUCCUCCCGCGACGGAGAGGGUCUACGAUCCCGAGAUCAAGGACAUGGCCAGCUACAUCCACAACUACAACAUUGACUCCGAUCUGGCCUACGACACUGCCCGUCUGGUUUUCCUGGACACCCUGGGAUGUGGUCUUGAGGCCCUCAGAUUCAAGGAGUGCACCAAGCUGCUGGGCCCCAUCGUUCCCGGCACCACCGUCCCCAAUGGAACUCGUGUGCCCGGAACGCCCUACCAGCUCGACCCGGUCAAUGGCGCUUUCAACAUUGGCGCCAUGAUCCGCUGGCUGGACUACAAUGACUGCUGGCUGGCCGCUGAGUGGGGUCAUCCGUCCGACAACCUGGGAGGUAUUCUGGCCGUGGCCGACUGGAUCUCCCGAACGAACCGUGCUGGCGGCAACCUGGGCAAUGGCAAGAUCCUCAAGAUCAAGGAUGUCCUAGAGGGCAUGAUCAAGGCUCACGAGAUCCAGGGUGUCCUGGCUCUGGAGAACUCUUUCAACAAGGUCGGCCUGGACCACGUCGUGCUGGUCAAGGUUGCCACGGCGGCCGUCGUGUCCAAGAUGCUGGGCCUGACCGAGUCUCAGACUGCUGAUGCCAUCACCCAGGCAUGGGCUGAUGGCCAGAGUCUGCGUACUUACCGUCACUCCCCCAACACGAUGUCCCGAAAGUCGUGGGCGGCCGGAGACGCCUGCCAGCGCGCCGUCAACCUGGUCCUGAGAAUCCAGAAGGGCGAGUCGGGUAUUCCCACAGUUCUGUCUGCGCCCGUCUGGGGAUUCUACGAUGUCCUGUUCAAGGGCAACAAGUUCAAGUUCCAGCGCCCGUACGGUAGCUACGUCAUGGAGAACGUGCUCUUCAAGGUCUCCUACCCUGCUGAGUUCCACUCCCAGACUGCCAUCGAGGCCGCCAAGAUCGUCAACGAGAAGCUCAAGGCCAUGGGCAAGACUGUCGCUGACAUCAAGGAGAUCGUCAACCGCACGCACGAAGCUUGCGUUCGCAUCAUUGACAAGCAGUUCAAGCCCAUGGACAACUUUGCUGACCGUGACCACUGCGUUCAGUACAUGAUGUCCGUCAUGCUGGUCUACAACCGCCUGACUGCCAACGACUACACCGACGGCUCUGAGGCUGCCACCUCCCCCGUUGUCGAGGACCUCCGCAAGCGCAUCCGCUGCGUGGAAGACCCCCAAUUCACCAAGGACUACCAUGACCCUGCCAAGCGUACCAUCCCCAACGCCCUGACCGUCAUCCUCAACGACGGCACGGUCCUCGACGAGGUCGUCGUCGAGGCUCCUCUCGGCCACCGUCUCCGUCGCGAGGAGGCCAAGCCCGAGAUCCUGUCCAAGUACAAGCGUCACAUCUCUGCGCACUACGACACCAGCCGUGUCAACGAGUUCCUGGAGCUAGGCUGGGACCGUGCCAAGCUUGAAAACUACGACGUCGACAAGUACGUCGACCUGUACGUCAAGGACAAGAUCUAG